AUGAUUGAAUUCACUCUGAAGAAUAUAACACACAGUAAUGCUGGGGUUUACUACUGUGAAUACUUUAGGGGAGAUGAAUCGUCACGAAGUAGUGACAGUCUGGAGCUGGUGGUGACAGGCAUUUACAAUGAGAAGCCAUUCCUUUCUGCUGAUGCAGGACCUCAGGAAAUCUCAAAAAGAAAUGUGACUCUCCUCUGUCACACGCAUACUUCCUUUGACACCUUCAUCCUCUGCAGAGGUGGAAAUGCCUCCUUUCCCCAGAGCUGCUCACGUCAGGACCACAACACAUUUCUCAUCUCCCCUGUGAGGCCAGGGCACAGGAGGACCUACAGAUGCUUCGCCUCUCUCAAACACAGUUCCUACUUGUGGUCAGUGCCUAGUGAUCUGCUUGAGUUUUCAAUCCCAGUGUCAAAUUACAGAUUAGAGAAUUAUAUCCGGCUCAUCCUGGCUAUCAUCAUCCUGUUAGGUCUUGGGUCUCUAUUGCUGGAUGCUUGGAGCAGCAGAGAGAGCCCAUGAGGUCUUCAGAGUCCUAACCUGAAAGCCUAGCUACACCUUCCUACACCUCAUCAAAA
Molecule: messenger RNA, 572 nt
Organism: Microtus oregoni (creeping vole)
Lineage: Eukaryota; Metazoa; Chordata; Mammalia; Rodentia; Cricetidae
Product: immunoglobulin alpha Fc receptor-like
Exons: 3
Coding region: 1-516 (171 amino acids)
Source: RefSeq, a predicted model, not a curated record